GUUCCAUUUCCAUACGCUUCUCUAACUCUAAAAAUGAAAACCAGCUUAAUGAAAAGUCUCAAUUUUCUGAACAGAAAUUAGCUAAAAAUGGAGUCUUUAUUUAUGAAAAAUUUGAUCUUUGCAACUCAAAGUGCAGUUCCAGUGAGGAAUUCAAUAAACCCAAUUCGUAUAAGAAGAAUUUGCAGCUGUUCUUGGAAAAUUCACUUCAAAAAAUCAGACUUUCCAGAUUUCCGGGACUAUGUAAAACCUUCCCGACUUUUACCAUCCACUGACAUAAAAUUUGGUGGAGAUUGGUCGCUGGAAAACAUGCUCAAUCGUUCAAAUUUGGAUAAGUCCAAUUCCUUGUACAAAGUCAAGCUGCAAACAAGUAGCGCAUAUGGAUCAGAUCUCACCGACAUAAACUCUGGAGUCCUGCUUUGUUUGAUAGAUGAAAAUGGUGAGUCAAUCUUACAGAGGAGAUCAGCUGGUCAGGAAAACGCCCAUUCUAUGCAGUCACAAAGCUCUGAUCUUCUCCAUUUCCAAAGAGGUUCCGUGGAUGAGUUCAUAUUUGAGGGACCUAAACUUGGAAAAAUUGUAGCUGUUUGGAUCAGCCCAGAAUCAGGUCAGUGGAAACUUGGAGGCAUGAGCAUAACUGUCAUUUCCCUGCUAAAUUCUGAGUCAGUAGGAAAUGAGAAGAAUUUAUCCGACUGUACUGCUGUCCAGUAUGACUUUGAUAUCGAGGAUGUCUUGCUCGGUGAGAAAAGCGAUAGUUCCAUGUUAGAGUUUAGACCAUUUUCAGUUACUGAGUUUUCCCAGGACAACAUUUUAUCAUUAACUGAGAAAACUUCGACAUCAUCUUCCCUUGCCACUCAGAAGAUAUCAAAUGAAGACACCAUGAAGGAAUAUGCAGAUUUGAAGUUAUCUUUAUUGCUUUAUGAUGCAAUCCUCACUAUUGCUGGUUCGUCCAUUGCAUUCUUAGCCGGGGAAAAGGCUGCAAUCGCCUUCUUAACAGGUGGUAUCGGAGGAUUUCUAUAUCUAUUACUCGUGCAGAGGUCGAUUGAUGGUAUACCAUCUUCAGACUUGACUUCAAGUAUCAGGACAGAAACUCUUGAACGAACUAAUAAAAGAUUCAAGGGUUCAGUGUUAAGCAUAGUAUUGGCUCUUUCAGUUACUACAGUUGCAGCAAAAUAUGCCCUCAAUGACGUUUCCAGUGUGCUGACACCGAAAGAUCUCAUGCUUGGAACUAUCGGAUUUCUGUUGUCCAAGGUAUCUGUGUUCUUGGCUGCAUUCCGACCCAUAACAGGUUUUAGAGAAAACAAAUGAUAAUGUACUGUUAGUAUUCCUUGCACAUUCAUGUAUAUAGCUAAUACAGAGUUACAGACAUAGAGAUGUAUAGAAUCAAUAAAUGUUCAUUUUAGUUAUAAUCUGUCUACAGUUGUAUAUGCAUCCAACAAUAACAAAGAUUUGUACUUUGUCAAUAAUUUGGAAAAUGCUAAACUCGAGAUGUUUUUAUUUC
Messenger RNA from Nicotiana tabacum (common tobacco), 1495 nucleotides. RefSeq lists its product as uncharacterized. NCBI's taxonomy places the organism in Eukaryota, Viridiplantae, Streptophyta, Magnoliopsida, Solanales, Solanaceae. The record is from RefSeq and is a predicted model, not a curated record. Gene Ontology annotation, molecular function: protein binding.